Molecule: messenger RNA, 1297 nt
Organism: Saprolegnia diclina VS20
Lineage: Eukaryota; Oomycota; Saprolegniomycetes; Saprolegniales; Saprolegniaceae
Exons: 1
Coding region: 14-1237 (407 amino acids)
Biological process (GO): Golgi organization; endoplasmic reticulum organization; endoplasmic reticulum to Golgi vesicle-mediated transport
Cellular component (GO): endoplasmic reticulum membrane; Golgi membrane; COPII-coated ER to Golgi transport vesicle
Molecular function (GO): D-mannose binding
Source: RefSeq, a predicted model, not a curated record
UUUGUGAAGCAAGAUGCUGCGACUACUGGUGCUCCUCGCCGCCAUCGUCGGCCUCGCGUCGGGCGUCGCGCUGCAGAGCCACUCGUUCCGGCCACCGUUUACCAAGGUCGACUACCAAGGCGUCCGGUUCAUCAACGACACGUGGACGACCGGCGGGACGGCCGAGGUCAUGAAGAGCUUUGUGCGCUUGACGCCGGACCGCCAGAACCGCAACGGCCACGUCUGGAGCCGCGACGCGCUAGGCCGCGACUCGUUCUCGGCUGUCAUGCAGUUCCGCAUCUCUGGCACGGGCAAAAAGUGGUUUGGUGAUGGCAUUGGCCUCUGGCUCACGACGUCGCCGUACGUCCGUGGCUCCAACCAUGGCAUCGACGCGGCCUUCAACGGCGUGGGCAUUGUCAUCGACACGUUUGUGAACCCGGAGCACAAGGGCGGCCACAAGGAUGUGACGAUCCAGAUCAACGAUGGCACCAAGACGCUUGCGACGCUCCAGGACGAGACCAAGAUCGGCUGCGACGGGGCGUUCCGGUACCACGAAGACAGCGACGAGUUUGACGCGGUCUACUCGGCGUCGCGCCUGCGCCUCACGAUCGAGCGCAACAACAUCAAGGUCGAGAUCGACCCGAAAUCCAAGGCCGAGUGGACCGCGUGCUACGAAGGCCAGCUGCCGUUGCCGGCCAACUGGCUCGAGACAGCGCGCGUCGGCCUCACGGGCUCGACGGGCGGCCUCGCCGACAACCACGACGUGCUGAGCUUCCUGUCGUUCUCGGAGCCGAACGACAUUGAGAUGCAGCUCACCGACAGCGACGUGUACUGGAACAACUACUCGAAGGAGCACAACAGCAUCCUCAACUCGGAGCACUGCGACCAGAGCUGCAAGCUCAUCAUCCUCGAGAAGGCGCUCGCGAACGUCAAGGUCGACAACGAACACACCAUGGUGUCGCUCACGGAGAAGACGCGCAACUCGCUCUCGAAGGUCGCGGCCCGCGAAGCUGUCAACCAGGGCAAGAUCGCCGAGCUCACAGAGCGCCUCGAGCAGUACCUCAACACCAAGCUCGACGCGUCGACGCGCGACGUGGCCGGCGACGUCGAGUCGGCGCUGCACGCCAAGGUCAACGAGAAGGUCGAGGCGUCCACGGGCUGGAAGCUGCCGUUCUUCAUCCUCUUUGCCGGUCUCCUCGGCGCCGGCUCAUUUGUCUACAAAAAGUACAACGAACUCCGCAAGUCGCAUCUGCUCUAAAUGCUACCGACCCUAACCCUCGUUCGUUUAUACAGACUUAGUGCUAUCUUGUGGAGGAUA